This is a messenger RNA of Raphanus sativus (radish), 1522 nucleotides long. Its product is annotated as malonyl-CoA:anthocyanidin 5-O-glucoside-6''-O-malonyltransferase. The coding region runs from base 72 to 1439 and encodes 455 amino acids. The transcript has a single exon. The record is from RefSeq and is a predicted model, not a curated record. NCBI's taxonomy places the organism in Eukaryota, Viridiplantae, Streptophyta, Magnoliopsida, Brassicales, Brassicaceae.
GCUUUACAUAUAGUCCAACACUCACAAAGCAAAAGUCAAACAAAUAAAGUUUGUUACACUGAUACCGAGUCAUGGUGCAUUCCAGCCCAACCGUUAACAUACUCGAGGUGCUCCGAGUUAGCCCACCGCCUUCUGACUCAGUCACACUUCCACUCACUUUCUUUGACUUGGGUUGGCUCAAACUCCAUCCCGUUGACCGCCUUCUUUUUUACCGAGUCCCCGAGUUAACUCGCUCCGUCCUCGUAUCUAAACUCAAAUCCUCUCUCUCGGCCACGCUCCGUCACUAUCUCCCGCUUGCCGGCCGCCUUGUGUGGAACCCAACAGACACAAAACCAUCCAUAGUCUAUUCUCCUGACGAAAAAGAUGCCGUCUACGUCAUGGUAGCUGAGUCCAACGGUGAUCUCUCCAGUCUCACCGGAGACGUACCUCGCACCGCCACCGAGUUUCAUCCUUUAGUCCCCGAGUUACCUGUCUCCAACGAGUCAGCUCCUGUUCUCGCCGUUCAGAUAACUUUCUUCCCAAACCAAGGGUUUUCUCUCGGCGUGACCGCACAUCACGCCGUUUUAGACGGGAAAACAACAGCCAUGUUUCUCAAAGCAUGGGCCCACAACUGCAAACAAGAACAAGAUCAUCCUCUACCGCACGAUCUAACCCCUUCUAUGGAUCGUACGGUUGUCAGAGACCCGACCGGACUCGAGACAAAACUCUUGAACCGGUGGAUGUCCGCUUCCGACAACAAACCAAGCUUGAAGCUGUUUCCUUCCAAGGAAAUCGGAGCCGACAUCGUCCGAGUCACGUACCGUUUGACUCGGGAAAACAUCCAGAAGCUCCGCGAACGAGUCGAGGCCGAGUCAAGAACCGGAGCCGAGCUGCGUCUGUCUACUUUCGUCAUCACUUACGCUUACGUCAUCACAUGUUUGGUGAAGGCGCGUGGAGGUGACCCGACCCGGCGCGUGUGUAUAGGUUUCGCUUCUGACUUCCGGUCACGGCUGAACCCUCCGUUGCCGUCGACGUAUUUUGGGAACUGCAUUGUGGGAGCAGGAGAUUUCGACGCGAAGGCAGAACCAAUACUGGAAGAAGAAGAAGAAGAAGGUAAGGGGUUUAUCUCGGCGGUGGAGAGUUUGAGUGGAUGGGUCAACGGGUUGUGCCCGGAGAAUAUAGAGAAGAAUAUGCUUUCGCCGUUCGAGGCGUUUAAGAGGAUGGAACCGGGGAGACAGAUGAUAUCAGUUGCUGGGUCGACCCGGUUGGGGAUUUACGGGUCGGAUUUCGGGUGGGGAAAACCGGUGAAGGUGGAGAUAGUGACGAUCGACAAGGACAUGUCGGUUUCGUUGUCGGAGAGUGGAGACGGAACCGGGGGUGUUGAGAUUGGGCUUUGCUUGACGAAGGAUGACGUGGAACGGUUUGGUUCGUUGUUUUCCCUCGGGUUGAAACUUAAAUGAGAAAAUAUGAUUUUCAUUUUGAGAAAACCACCAAAAUAACCUCCAACUUCAAAAAAAAAAGCAAAAAAAAACUUAAACUUGAA